Molecule: messenger RNA, 1008 nt
Organism: Penicillium diatomitis
Lineage: Eukaryota; Fungi; Ascomycota; Eurotiomycetes; Eurotiales; Aspergillaceae
Product: HVSL domain-containing protein
Exons: 3
Coding region: 1-1008 (335 amino acids)
Biological process (GO): U6 snRNA 3'-end processing
Cellular component (GO): nucleus
Molecular function (GO): 3'-5'-RNA exonuclease activity
Source: RefSeq, a predicted model, not a curated record
AUGUCCCUAGUGCCGUACUCCGACUCCGAGUCAGAUGCAGAACGCUCUGCAGCAUCUCCACCCGCCAAGAGACCACGUCGUGAAUGCUCGUCCCUAACCUCGACCUCGGCGACGAGCCAGUUACCGCCCUUGCCUCGGGCUUUUCAUGACUUGUAUGCCUCGAGCACGCGGGUCAGCGUGAAGGAUGAUCCGAGUCUCCAUGGGGGUCGCAAGCGUGUCAUUCCCCACAUGGAAGGCAACUGGCCCACCCAUGUCUAUCUGGAAUGGUACCCGGGGAAAUCCGAGCUCAGCUGGCUGGAAAGCCUUUUGAAACGAGCCAACGAAACCAGACCAUCAUCACAUGAGGCGGAGGAGGAGGAGGAGGAGGAGGAGGAUGGUGGUGAUGAUAGUCAUGAUGGUCAUUCAGCCGACGCUGUGCACCUCCACAGCCUUUUACACAGUGAUCUAGGCGCGCAGCUGCCAUUACACAUCAGCUUGUCACCCCCCGUUGUACUACGGACAGAGCAGCGCACAUCGUUCAUGGAGUGCCUAGCCACGUCAAUACAAGCCUCCCACGUUUCACUAUUCACUGUCGUCCCGGACACCCUCAAGUGGGUAUCCAAUCGCGAGCGCACACGCUGGUUCCUGGUCCUCCACGUUGCGCGACCGACUGGGAACGAGCUCAAUCGUCUCUUGAAUCGGUCGAAUCGGACGCUGGCGGGAUUCGAUCAGCCGCCACUGUAUGCAUCCUCGCGUGGCGCUCCUCGGAAUCGCGCACAGGCAUCGCAUGGUCGAGAUCCAAGACCCAGUGGGACCGCGCCUGUCGAGGACUACUCGGAUUGCUUUCACAUCUCGCUUGGCUGGAGCUUGAGGGAGCCUUCUCAAGCGGAGAAGGACCGCGUGGCGCGGUUGGGCUUGGGGGCGGUGCAGAACGUGGAGGUCAAAUUUGAUAGUGUCAAGGUGAAAAUAGGCAAUCAAGUGGAGAGCAUCAGGCUUUCGGCGGAGUGUUCGGGGCCUUCGUCAAGGUGA